CGCUCUUCGACCGGCGGGUGUUGACCUUACUUUCCCUCGCCCCCUUCCCCUCCUUUCCCGCGUGCACGCGCGCGCGCCCCCUCUCUCUCCCUCCGCCCCCCUCUCUCUUUGUCUCGCUACCAAUCGACACAGUUCUGGCCCGACCCCGCCCCCUCCGAAGCUCCGAUGUCCGGGUUUGCCCCUCCCGCGGCGGUGGGUCUCCGCCGGCCGGGCACCGCCGCACCGCCGGUCGUCUCCCCGGCUCUUGGAGGGACUGCCGACCAGCAAUACAAGCUCCGGCAACUGCAGCUGGCCAUCGACCGCCGGGACUUGGCAACCCUCCGGCGGCUGGCCCUUGCCCCGGGUGGCCUGAUGACCAACCACAUCCGCCAGCAGGUGUGGCCGCUGUUCCUCGGGCUCGAGGCGCGCAGCCUGCCCCUCGAGGCAGAUGGUGACCCUGCCUACUGGAACUACCUUGACUAUGCGGACACCCCGCACAAGGACGACGGCCAGGUGCAGCUGGAUGUCCACCGGUCUAGUUCGCACUUCUUGCCGGUUGUGGCCCCGCAGCAGGUGGCUCAAAUCGCCCGGCUACGUGUUGAACGCCUGGCCCGGCGCGACCAGCGGGCCCAGCUGCGCCAGGCUCGCGCCCUCCGCCGGGGUCUGCCCCUCCCGCCGGCCUCGCCCUCGUCCUCGGGCUUGGGCUCUUGCGAUUCGCUCGAUGAGAGCAGUCCCGAUGUGCCUCAGACCGUCCCUCUGGCGGUGGAUUUCCUCCACUACACAAACCUGGACUCGGGCUACAGCUCCAGUUCCUUUGACGAGUCGGAGUCCGAUGACUAUGACGACGACGAGUUGGCCUCGGCGGCGGAGGAGGAAAACGACACCGACCAGGAGGACGACGACCUCAACCGCAGCAGCAGCAGCAGCAGCAGCGACAGCAGCAGCUCCUCCCUGGCAUCCUUCCACUCGAUGCGGUCAAUGGUUCCGGCCAUCCACGCCUUCCCUGCCGAGGAUGACCUUGCGUCCGGGGGCCCCGGCGACACCUUCCGCCCGGGGGCCCCUCUCUCGCGCGGGGAGGGGCUCAGCUCCAGCGACUCGGAAUUUGCCGACACCGAGUCCGGCUAUCCGCCGGGCGAGGAGUUCGGCACAUCCGGCUUCCUUGGCAUCCGGCCCGGGUCACGCGCCAUGCCGGGCCCGGGGUCCAUCACCUCCACCACCGGCACCGGCACCGGCACCGGCACCGGGACCGCCGUCAUCAGUGAUGUGGAUUCCGGAUGCUCGUCCUCCUGUCCCAGUCCCUCGGGGGUGGGCUUCGCCGAGCCACGGGCGGUGUCUCGCUCGGCGCCCCCAUCACCCGCUCGGGCCCCGGUUCCAGGCCAGCUGCAGCCCAUUCGGCCAGCGCCUCGUGGCGGAGCCAGCGCCUCGGCCUUCCACCUGGGGGGCGCCCCGGUCCCCGGGGCCAGCCACUCCUUCAUGUCAGUGUACCAGCCGCGACGCAUUGUCCUCGCCACCGGCCAGCGCCCCGGGUCGGCUCUGGCCGAUCGGCCACCACUGCCACUGGCCAUGGGCGCCGCCGGGGGCAAUGGGUCCGCCUUUUUCGGCGGCAGCGCACACGACUUGCAUUUCUCCACCGGCGGCGCUUCCACUCCUUUGAGUGGCUACCUAUCGUGCAUGUCCGAUGCCGAGCUCGACGCCGAGGAGGGGGACCUGGCCAUCGGGUGCGCUCUUCAUCAUGGGGGUUGCCUGAAUGUCGACCACCUUCACCCCGGCCCGGCGGUUGCCACGGUGACGACUUCCACCCCCGCCGCCGGUGGCCCUGCCCGUGACACUCCCUCUCCGUUGCUGGCCUCGCCACCGGCUUUGUUGGCCUCGCCGCCUCCCUCGCCGCCGGCCCCGAUGCGCUCCUCGGUCUCGUCGUCGGUCCUCGGUGCCGGGUCGUCCCUUUGCCGGUCGCCCUCGGACCCGGGGGCCAUCAGCUCACGCAGCCGGCGACCGACUGCCCCUUCCCCGGCCCCGGCCCCGGCCCCGGCCCCGGCCCCGGCCCCGGCCCCGGCCCCGGCCCCGACCCCCGUCCAUCCUUUGGACUAUUCCAGCCUGGACCUUUCCCGGGAUCCGGUGUACAACGAUCUGAAGGGCCAAUUGCAUGGGGUCAUCCACGCGGUGCUGGUCCGGCACCCGGAGCUUCACUACUACCAGGGGUUGCACGACGUGGCGGCGGUCCUCCUGCUGGUAGUGGGCCCGGCCAUGGGUGCCCUGCUGCUGGAGCGCAUGGCCUGUGCCAAUGGCCUGCUCCGGUGCAACCUCUCGGUGGAUCUGCAGCCGGUGUUGCACCAACUGGCUCGGAUUUUCCACCUCCUGGAACAGAUUGACCCCGAGCUCCUGGGCCACAUCAAUACGGCCGGCACGCGGCCCUACUUCGCCCUGGGCUGGGUGCUGACCUGGUUCUCGCACGACAUCGACGUGCCGGAUGUGCGCAAUCGCAUCUUUGACGCCAUCCUGGCCGCCAGCAAUCCCGACCAGUGGGCCGGCUGGUGUGGCCGGGCCGGCUGCGGGGCAAACCCCGAGGCAUUGGCAGAUGCCGAACCGGCGGGUCCGGCCGAUGACCAGGCCCGGGCAAGUGCCGGGGCAGGGGCCGGGGCCGGGACCGGGACCGGGAUCGAUGUUGGUACCAGUGCUGGCACUGAUGCCGGCUCCGAGGGCGAUGGUGAAUGCCCGGUGCACAUGGUCGGCGCCUACAAUCAGACGGUCAUCUACCACUGCAUUGCCAUCUUGCGUGGGGCCCGGUCCUUCAUCUUGGGAAUGCCUGCCGAGUUCGAGGUCCUCCACUCGCACAUGGGGCGCCUGGCCUCACAGCGUGCCACCACCAUCCCCGCCUUCGAUCGCAUCAUCUCGGAGGCCAUUCACAUUCAAGCCCAGUUCCCGCUGGACGAGUUCCCCCUCUCCCUGGACGAGGCGCUGGCACUGAUUCACCGGCCACCGCCGGCCCCGGCGGGCUUCGGUGGCGGGCCGACGCCGGUCGACUCCGAGGACCCGGACGGCCAGGCGACAGGCCCCUCACCGGCGGUGGUCCUGUCGUCGAUCCUCCGCCGGGGUACCCUCACCAGCCAGCUGGCCCUGCAGCAUGAGCCCUUUUACCGGCUGAUGAAUCGCGAUGGCCGCUGGCUGCGGACCAUGCUCGGCAUGAAGCUUCGUCCCGAUGACACUCUCCUCUCACUGAUUGGGACUUCCUUCGGCACGAUGACCAUCGCCGGGAUCAUCUUGACCGCCUUUACCAUUGCCACAUCGCCCGGUGGCGGGACACCCUUCCAGUAGCGAGGGGGCCACCAUUGUGAGAAUAGAUUUCCCCUGGUCC
Molecule: messenger RNA, 3331 nt
Organism: Fonticula alba
Lineage: Eukaryota; Rotosphaerida; Fonticulaceae
Exons: 3
Coding region: 166-3291 (1041 amino acids)
Biological process (GO): positive regulation of GTPase activity; endoplasmic reticulum to Golgi vesicle-mediated transport
Cellular component (GO): endoplasmic reticulum membrane
Molecular function (GO): GTPase activator activity
Source: RefSeq, a predicted model, not a curated record